This is a messenger RNA of Soboliphyme baturini, 950 nucleotides long. The record is from the annotation of a GenBank genome assembly. NCBI's taxonomy places the organism in Eukaryota, Metazoa, Nematoda, Enoplea, Dioctophymatida, Soboliphymatidae.
AUGGUGCCUUCGCUGUUCGGCCGUGUAAUGUCUCCUCAGUCUCCCGCGGCUACAACACACUUUCCUCUACGUCAUUCGCCUGCCGUCACUCCGCGCACUAGAAAAAUUUUCAAAGAGCCCCUACUGAAGGCCUCUAUAAAGCAUGGUUUCACGACUGCCGCUGGGGCAAAAUCGACGACGAACGUGCCGUCAUCGAAAACGUCAGCCGUUUUCUCUACGGCGAAUAUUGCGGCUAGGCCAACCGUGUCUAGCAUUCUUUCCUCGUCAGAAACGAUUUUCAGACCACAGUUUGGCAGAGUGAUCUAUCCGAAGGUGAAAUCGAUAUCAACGACCGAACUGCCAGUUGUCACGAUGGACAAACAAUCUACGAUGCUGAAAACUCCUCCUGUUUACAAUUACUCAGACGCCUUUCGUCAGUGUUUUUCUUACUGUGAGUGCCACGAUGACCUGAACGUACUGUGUCAUCUCAUUGGAUGUCUGCCGGCAGAAUCCUGCAAAGGGCCUGUCAUGACUCAUGCCUUCGGCUCUCCAAACUGGAUGAAAAAUCGUGGUCUCUGCGUAUGCAUCAGUGGUGCGUUUGUAUGCGAAAGACCUGAGCAGUACCAACUGAGAGAAGAAGGCAUCUAUCUUUUCGUCGGCUAUGCGCAUAACGAGAUUCAGUGGCUGUCGGAACACGUGCCUAUUGAAUUGCAGUAUCGAAUAGACCUUGAGGACCCUGAGUUCUUCCAUUCGGUAAUCGUUGGGCGACUGCAAACCGAGCUCAAAACCAUGAAUUUAAAUGGCAUGGAUUGCAGGUUUAACAUCUACUUCGCUGUGCCCGGAAAUUUAAUACUACAAAUUGAAACGUUUGCCGUAGAAAUGGCUAACGGAAGUAGUUUAGCAAAGUGGACCUCUGGGAUCGAGGCUAAGGUAAUACAGACAGGAUGUGUGAAAAAGAAACUAUUCUAGUA